AUAUAACAACCAUGCCUUUAGGAUCCAAUCUUGCUGAUAUUGCUCACAAGUCCAUGGUACUUUUCCUUGCUGGAACAACUCUUUAUUAUGUCACCAACAUUAGUAUUAUGGUCAAGCAUCGUAUGGAUUUGAAAAAGGAAGGUCGUUUAGAAGAAGAAUUGGCCCGAAUGAGUGCUAUUGCUUUUGGAAAGGAAAAGACCUCAGAUCAACCUACAACUUCUUCUACUUGAUAAAUGAUCAAACCUUUUUAUCAAUUAGAACUCUCUUCCAUUCAUUCAUACAUAGUCAUAUUCUAGUUUUAUAUAUUUCAUUAUACAUCUUUCUUUUUUCCAAAAAAAAUAAUAAUAAAAGCUCUCUCGUCUUCUUCUUUUUAUUCUAUUUAAAC
Molecule: messenger RNA, 385 nt
Organism: Halteromyces radiatus
Lineage: Eukaryota; Fungi; Mucoromycota; Mucoromycetes; Mucorales; Cunninghamellaceae
Exons: 3
Coding region: 12-230 (72 amino acids)
Source: RefSeq, a predicted model, not a curated record